AUGGAGCAUAAACUAGCGACUGCUGAGAGAAAAGUGCUAGUAGACCUUGUGAAGAUAGUGCAGAAACGAGGUUUAGAAGGCGAAAACGGAGGAUGGAAGGAAUUUCUAAAUUUCUACGACAAGAAAAUCGGUUCGAGUUUGAGUGAUCCUUCGAGACGUUCCAAUGAUGUUUUGGUCGCUUUUCUUACUACAUUCAAAAAGAAAGAAGAUUUGCAGCUAUUUGCUAGGGUUCUGCAAUGUGAUACUAAUCGUAAUCUGAUUGAGAAAUUCAAGCAAGAAUCUCCGGAUAAAGAGACUCCUGAGCAGAGGCUAGUUCGAAUGACUAUUGCGCAUCGCGAGUACCCAAUAGACUAUUCGUUCCCCUCCUAUGCCGAGGAUUGGUUUGUAUCGGAGAUGGGAAAGAAGAAGUCAAAAGUGAUGAAAUCGACCAGAAUGCUUGCUAUUGAUUGUGAGAUGGUUCGCUGUGAAGAUGGGAGCGAAGCUGUAGUUAGAGUUGGCGCAGUGGACCGUGAUUUAAACGUGGUUCUUGACAAAUUCGUGAAACCGAGCAAACUAGUUGUUGACUACAAGACAGAGAUCACUGGAGUUACUGCUGAGGAUCUUGAGAAAGCUACUCUAUCUGUUGCAGAUAUACAGAAAAAACUACGGAGGUUUCUUUCUAAGGGAACUAUUAUGGUAGGUCACAGUUUGAACAAUGAUCUUAAUGUUCUGAAGAUAGAUCAUGCGAGAGUAAUAGAUACCUCGAUGGUAUUCAAGUAUGACGGUGCACCUACUUCUAGAAGACCUUCUUUGAAUAAUCUAUGCAAGUCUAUUUUGGGUCAUGAAGUGCGGAAGGAAGGUGCUGCUCACCAUUGCGUUCAUGACGCAGCAGCUGCUAUGAAACUUGUACUUGCUGUUGUGGAAAAAGGAAUAGACACCACGAUUGCACAAUCUGUAGAGAUGAUGGAGGCUGAGAAGACAAGACUGGAAGGGGAGACAGCAAAACUUCUCCUUCAUAGAAUCCCUCACAAUGUUCCCUCUCAAGAAUUACAAGGAGUUAUUACCGGGGAUUUCACUGUCGAAGUUAAGCCACCAAAAAGAGAAGGAGGUUUUUAUACCGCAGUCAUUACUUUUAAUAGUCCAGAUGAAGCAAAUCAAGCAUUUGAAAAAGUUGAUGGAGACUUAGUUAAGGAUAGAGUGGGUUUGCCACAAAAAUUGGUUGUGUUUAAGCUGAGUUCUGGAUUGGGAGCUAGUUUAUACGUUCGUAAAAUGGUUGAAGAUGGUGACGAAAACUCUGCAAAGAAGAGAAGUAACACAGAGGAGAAUAAUGUCUCUUCUAAGAGACAGAAGAGAGAAGAAGUAAAUGUAACCCAUCCCAACACAGAGAGCCUCUGCGUAGAUCAUUUAAAGGAAAUUGAAGAACUGAAGCUGAAACUCAAAGCUAAGGAAGUUGAGGUUCAGGCUCAGGAUACGAUUAUAGCUAAACUCAAAAAGAAACUGAAGAAACAGUCAAAGGAUCGGUCAUGA
This is a messenger RNA of Arabis nemorensis, 1506 nucleotides long. The record is from the annotation of a GenBank genome assembly. NCBI's taxonomy places the organism in Eukaryota, Viridiplantae, Streptophyta, Magnoliopsida, Brassicales, Brassicaceae.